AUGAACCAUUCGAACAUGGAACAAAUGCAUUCCCACAUGGAUCGUUCACACGUGGACGGUCGCAUGACUCCAGAUGACGAACACGCACCAUGCCUACGUACUAACAACGGAGGAGGCCAUAACCUCUCUCCAACAGACCCAGACAGUCCCAUGUCCUGGCCCUUUCUCCAGAAAGCAUACGUCUCAGCAGUAGCCUUCUUCUUCGUCUUUACCAUGUUCGUUCCUCCUCCCCCUCCCCCAAGACUACAUAUUGACAUUCCCAGCAUGUACGGAACAACAACAUACACAGCCGCCAUAUCCGCCAUCCCCACUGCAUACAAUGUCUCCCAACGCACAGCAAUUCUGGGGUUUACACUCCCCUUCUUCGGCGUCUUCUUCGCACCAAUCUACACGCCACAUUUAGCAGAGCGUUAUGGCCGACGACCAAUCUAUUUCAUCAGCUUUCCACUUUUUCUAAUGUGUGUUAUUGUUAUCGGUCUUGCGACGAAGGCUUCUACGUUGCUCGCCUUUCGGUUCUUGGCGGGGUAUUUUGGUGGGCCUUGUGUUGUGCUUAUUGAGGGGACGUUCGCGGAUGUUUGGGACGGGAGGAGGACUGUUACUUAUUAUUCGUUUUUGACGUUGGCUUCGUACCUUGGUGCUGCUGCUGGACCUAUCAUUGGUGGUUUCGUCUUUGAGUCGAAGGGACCCGCCUGGCUCUCAUGGGUAACCCUCAUGUUCGGAUGCGCAGCCUUGGCUUUUGGAUCCUUCAUGCCAGAAACAUACGGUCGCGAAAUUCUGAGAACGCGCAUUCGCUUUAACAGAAGUGGCAUCAAGCUUCCUUGCGCUCAAAGCGGCGUCACACAGGCGGAGAUGGCACGAAUCACCUUCCUGACACCGGUCAAGAUGCUCUUCUUCGAACCUCUCGUCACGCUCAUCUCACUCUAUCUCGGCCUUAACUUUGCCGUCGUUUUCCAAUGGUUCAUUUCUGUUCCUAUUGCUCUGGCUGGAAACUACAACUUUGAUGUGAGCGACUCUGGGCUUGCCUUUAUCUCAGCUGUGGUCGGCGUUAUCCUCGCAGCUCUGUCCUGUAUCCUCAUCGAAGCACUUCUCUCAAGUUCAGCAAAGAAGAACAUGGAUCACAUUGAGAAACGUCUCAUCCCCGCCAUGUUCGGCGCGAUCCUCGCGACAGGCUCUCUCUUCUGGGUAGCUUACACAGCCAAACCCUCAAUCCACCACCUAGCCCCCAUCUCAGGCACAGGCGUUUACGUCUGGGGCAAUGCUAUGAUUCUCAUUUCAUUCAUCUCAUACCUUUUCGAUGCUUAUCCACCUGCUGGAACUUUGUCAGGCCUUACUACGGCUGCGUGUUUCCGAUUGGCUUGUGCAGGAGUCGUCCCCAUCUUUCUCCCUGAUAUGCUGACGAAUUUGAUGGGAGACUGGACAUUUAGCCUUUUUGGAAUCAUUUCUGGUGUUAUGGGAAUUUUUCCUUUUGUAUUGUAUUGGUUUGGACCGGGUUGGAGGAAGGGGAGUAGGUAUGCUGCUAAGUGGAAAUCUAUUCCUUCCGAAGCGCAUGGGAUGGAGUAA
Fusarium coffeatum is the source of this 1560-nucleotide messenger RNA. RefSeq lists its product as uncharacterized. Gene Ontology annotation, molecular function: spermidine transmembrane transporter activity; spermine transmembrane transporter activity. Bases 1 to 1560 code for a protein of 519 amino acids. The record is from RefSeq and is a predicted model, not a curated record. Lineage: Eukaryota; Fungi; Ascomycota; Sordariomycetes; Hypocreales; Nectriaceae. Gene Ontology annotation, biological process: spermidine transport; transmembrane transport; spermine transport. The transcript is spliced from 2 exons.